GUGUUUCAUCUCCAUGGCUGUGCAUGUUUCUACUUCCCUGCCACUGAGUCAAACAGGCCUGCGAUGCCCCACCCUGAUGUCCCCAGUGUGACCACCUGAAUUAUAAGUGUGACCUGCAGCAGAAACCUGAGAAAUGUGGCGUCUGUGUGUGGCUUUCCAAUCCAGCGCGUCGCUGAGAUUAUUUUCAUGUGGUUUCAAUACGCUUCUGCGGCGCAUGGGCGGGACCCUGCCCUUACUUAUUUUGGACGGUGAUGUACUUUGGUAUUUUCUGGCCCGGCAAAGAAGGCUCUGUUCUGCCGAGAGGAAAUGGGCGUGCACCUUGGAAAUUUGGAUGGAGCGACUGCGAAAAUAAAGGGGGGUGGCUAGAGUAGAAAGGAGGACCACCUAGGGGCACAAUGUUCCAGAGUGGAGAGGCUGGUCCAGAGGAAGAAGUAUCUCAGAGAAAAUCUGGAAAACAUGGCCUACCUGCUGAUGUUUGUGACCCUGCUGCAUCUCAUCACACUGGCGAUGCUGUUCAUCGCCACCAUGGAGAAGUCCUGGUGGGUGUGGGACGGGACAGAGAACUCGGACCUCUGGUACAACUGUCGUUUUGAUAACCUCACAGGGACGUGGCUGUGUGCGUCCUCCAAGGAAACUGAGUGGCUGCAGGCCGUUCAAGUUCUGAUGGUCCUCUCGGUGGUCUUCUCCUCCGUGUCCUUCCUCGUCUUCCUUGGUCAGUUGUUCACCAUGUCUAAAGGAGGACUCUUCUACUUCACAGGGCUUUGCCAGGUCUUUGCAGGCCUCACGGCCUUCUCUGCAGCACUCAUCUACACUCUACACAACAAGGAAAUCCUGCAGGACUCCAGAGAGCUCACCUCUGGACACUUUGGCUACUGUGUCAUCCUGACCUGGGUGUGUGUCCCGCUGUUGCUGUGCAGCGGGUUCAUUUACGUCCACCUUCGGAAGAAAGAGUGACGACGGCAAAGUGACGGAAUUCACCAGGAAGUACCCUUCAUUUAAGUGCUGUCCCAUGCAUGUGUUUCAACUUUGGCUACUUUAGAUUUAGAGUUUAUAUUUUUGUAUGGAAAGCUGAUCUAGUUUUGUAGGAAAGGUCAUUUAAUCUGCUCUAAUGAUGUAUAUAUUUCUCAAUCCUCGCUCAAUAAAUCAGAA
This is a messenger RNA of Synchiropus splendidus (mandarinfish), 1149 nucleotides long. Its product is annotated as epithelial membrane protein 3-like. The transcript has 5 exons. Lineage: Eukaryota; Metazoa; Chordata; Actinopteri; Syngnathiformes; Callionymidae. The record is from RefSeq and is a predicted model, not a curated record. Gene Ontology annotation, cellular component: plasma membrane. Bases 457 to 954 code for a protein of 165 amino acids.